Messenger RNA from Nestor notabilis (Kea), 1544 nucleotides. RefSeq names its product solute carrier family 9, subfamily A (NHE7, cation proton antiporter 7), member 7 (gene SLC9A7). The annotation marks the transcript as partial. The transcript is spliced from 14 exons. The record is from RefSeq and is a predicted model, not a curated record. Gene Ontology annotation, cellular component: recycling endosome; membrane. Gene Ontology annotation, biological process: proton transmembrane transport; regulation of pH; sodium ion transport. Gene Ontology annotation, molecular function: sodium:proton antiporter activity. NCBI's taxonomy places the organism in Eukaryota, Metazoa, Chordata, Aves, Psittaciformes, Psittacidae.
GACUCAUCGUUGGGGUGAUCUUGAGAUAUGGGACUCCCUCUACCAGCGGCCACGAUAAGCCGUUCAGCUGCUCACAGGAGGACAGGCCGUUUACAACGCUGCUGGUCAACGUCAGCGGGAAGUUCUUUGAGUAUACACUCAAAGGGGAAAUAAGCCCUGGGAAGAUCCACAACGUAGAGCAAAAUGACAUGUUGCGGAAGGUAACAUUUGACCCAGAAGUUUUUUUCAACAUUCUGUUGCCUCCUAUUAUUUUUCAUGCUGGUUAUAGCCUGAAGAAAAGACACUUUUUCAGGAAUUUGGGGUCCAUCUUGGCUUAUGCCUUUUUAGGAACAGCAGUCUCUUGUUUUAUUAUUGGGAAUCUCAUGUAUGGGGUUGUGAAACUAAUGAAGUUGGUGGGUCAGCUCUCUGGUAAAUUCUAUUAUACAGACUGCCUCCUCUUUGGAGCUAUCAUAUCUGCCACUGAUCCAGUUACCGUGCUAGCAAUAUUUAAUGAGCUGCAUGCUGAUGUUGAUCUCUAUGCACUUCUGUUUGGAGAGAGCGUGUUGAAUGAUGCUGUUGCCAUUGUAUUAUCUUCAUCUAUAGUUGCAUACCAGCCAACAGGUGAAAAUACCCAUGCUUUUGAUGCAGCAGCGUUUUUCAAGUCUGUCGGUGUUUUUCUGGGAAUAUUCAGUGGUUCUUUCAUGAUGGGAGCAGUGACAGGAGUAGUGACAGCUCUGGUGACGAAGUUUACCAAGUUGCACUGCUUCCCCCUGCUGGAAACGGCUCUCUUCUUCUUGAUGUCCUGGAGCACCUUCUUGCUUGCAGAAGCUUGCGGAUUUACUGGUGUGGUGGCUGUCCUCUUCUGUGGAAUAACCCAGGCACAUUAUACGUACAAUAACUUGUCGGUUGAAUCAAGAAGUCGCACUAAGCAGCUCUUUGAGGUGUUGCACUUCUUGGCUGAGAACUUCAUAUUUUCUUAUAUGGGUUUGGCACUGUUUACUUUCCAGAAACACAUAUUCAGUCCAGUUUUCAUCAUUGGAGCUUUUAUUGCAAUCUUUUUUGGCAGAGCUGCACAUAUCUACCCUCUCUCCUUCUUGUUGAAUCUGGGCAGAAGGCAUAAGAUCAGCUGGAACUUUCAGCACAUGAUGAUGUUUUCAGGUCUCAGGGGAGCCAUGGCAUUUGCUUUGGCCAUACGAGAUACUGCUACCUACUCACAUCAAAUGAUGUUCUCAACAACUCUCCUCAUCGUCUUUUUCACUGUGUGGAUUGUUGGUGGAGGUACAACUCCCAUGCUCUCAUGGCUGAACAUCAGGGUUGGGGUUGACCCAGAUCAGGAUCCUCCACCUACUAACGACAGCUUUCAAGUCUUACAAGGAGAUGGCCCAGAUUCUGAAAGAAGGAACAGGACAAAGCAGGAAAGUGCUUGGCUCUUCAGGCUAUGGUAUAGCUUUGACCAUAAUUAUUUAAAGCCAAUUCUCACUCACAGUGGCCCUCCAUUAACCACAACUCUACCCAGCUGGUGUGGUCUGGUCGCCCGCUGUCUGACAAGUCCCCAGGUUUAUGAU